ACGGCGGAAGAUGAAAGUUAACACUUCCGGAAACAUUUGCGCGUAGGCUAGUGGAAGAUGCUAUCAGCGUUUGUUUGAGCAUCAGUCUGAUUAUUACAGGACUAAACCCGCUGGAUUCCUCGGAUUACUGACGGAUAUGAUCGCUGAAGGCGACUGAGGCGUGGAAUGCAGAGAAACGAGCGCGGAAGUGAGAGGAAGUGACCGGAAGCGGCGGCAGCUUUUGUUCGCGUAAUACACAAGCAUCUGAUCGCGCUCGUGUUUGUGUCCCGAGCAAUGAGCCGCUGACGGACGCAGACAGGAUUCGACCCGUGAUCAUGAUCUGACGCUCGGCCCGUGGUGCAGCGGUCACUCAUGGCGCUCUUCCGCGAGUUCCAGGCUCCGCCGGAGUGUCCGGUGUUCGAGCCCAGCUGGCAGGACUUCAGCGACCCGUUCAGCUUCAUCCGCAGGAUCCGAGAGAUCGCCGAGAACACGGGCAUCUGCAAGAUCCGACCUCCGCAGGGCUGGCAGCCUCCCUUCGCCUGCGACGUUCACAGUUUCCGCUUCACUCCUCGAAUCCAGCGGCUCAAUGAGUUGGAGGCCCUCACCAGAGUCAAGCUCAACUUCCUCGACCAGAUCGCCAAGUUCUGGGAGCUCCAGGGCUGCAAACUGCGCUUUCCUCACGUGGAGAGAAAAUUGCUGGACCUGUACCUGCUGAGCAAGCUGGUGUCUGCAGAAGGAGGUUUUGAGGUGGUCUGUAAGGAGAAGCGCUGGUCCAGGAUCAGCAGUCGCAUGGGUUUUCCAGCCGGGAAAGGUGUGGGGUCACUGCUGCGCUCUCACUUCGAGCGGAUCCUGUAUCCGUAUGAGCUCUUCCAGACCGGAGUGACGCUGACCAGCGUUCACAGGCUUUACCCAGAAGCCCCUGACACCGAGGAUGUGGAUGAAGGCAUUGGAGGAGGAGAAGAAGAGGGCACAGAUGAGGAUGAAGAGGAGAGACGAGCGGAGAGACGUUCCCCUCGACGGCUCAAGGACGAGAGAGAAAACACGGAGCCCAAAGCCGUGCAGGUGUUCAGAUUAGACAUCAUGGCAGCAGAUGACGAGGGCUUCCUCAGGAAACAGAAGCACAUGAGGGCUCAGGCGUUUGCUUUUAAAAUGCGUCCGCGCAAGGAGGUUCUGGAGGUCAAUUAUAUCGACCUGUACAUGUGCAUGGCGUGUGGGCGGGGCGACGAGGAGGACCGCCUCCUGCUGUGUGAUGGCUGUGAUGACAGCUACCACACCUUCUGCCUGAUCCCGCCGCUGCAGGACGUGCCCAAAGGAGACUGGCGCUGCCCCAAGUGUGUGGCAGAGGAGUGCAGCAAGCCUCGCGAGGCGUUCGGCUUCGAGCAGGCCGUGCGCGAGUACACGCUCCAGAGCUUCGGCGAGAUGGCCGACCACUUCAAGUCUGAUUACUUCAACAUGCCUGUUCACAUGGUGCCCACGGAGCUGGUGGAGAAGGAGUUCUGGCGUCUGGUCAGCAGCAUCGAGGAGGACGUGAUCGUGGAGUACGGCGCUGAUAUCAGCUCCAAAGACAUGGGCAGCGGAUUCCCAGUGCGAGACGGCAAGAGAAAACUCAUCGGCGACGAGGAUGAGUAUGCGAGCUCGGGCUGGAAUCUGAACAACAUGCCGGUGCUGGAGCAGUCGGUGCUGACGCACAUCAGCGGGGACAUCAGCGGCAUGAAGGUGCCCUGGCUGUACGUGGGCAUGUGCUUCUCGUCCUUCUGCUGGCACAUCGAGGACCACUGGAGCUACUCCAUCAACUACCUGCACUGGGGCGAGCCCAAGACCUGGUACGGCGUUCCAGCACACGCCGCCGAGCAGCUGGAGUCCGUCAUGAAGAAAGUGGCUCCGGAGCUCUUCGACUCUCAGCCAGACCUCCUGCAUCAGCUGGUCACCCUGAUGAACCCCAACCUCCUCAUGGAGCACGGCGUCCCGGUGUACCGGACCAAUCAGUGCGCGGGAGAGUUUGUCGUCACCUUCCCAAGAGCCUAUCACAGCGGCUUCAAUCAAGGCUACAACUUUGCUGAGGCAGUCAACUUCUGCACUGCAGACUGGCUGCCCAUCGGGAGGCAGUGUGUGGCGCAUUACCGGCGUCUGCAGCGCUACUGCGUCUUCUCCCAUGAGGAGCUGGUGUGUAAGAUGGCGGCCGAUCCGGAGAGUCUGGACGUGGAGCUGGCGGCGGCUGUGGUCCGAGAGCUCGGAGACAUGAUCGAGGUGGAGAGCCGACUGAGAGCAGCCGUGCAGGAGACGGGGGUGCUGUGCUCGGAGCAGGAGGUGUUUGAGCUGGUGCCUGAUGACGAGCGGCAGUGCUGGAAGUGCAAGACCACCUGCUUCCUGUCUGCGCUCACCUGCAGCUGCAGCCCGCAGCGUCUGGUGUGUCUGCAUCACGCAGCCGAGCUCUGCAGCUGCGCAGCCAGCAACAAGUGCCUGCGGUACGCCUCUGACACACACAGCUACGCCAAGCUUUCACUGCACUGUGCUGCGUCUGUGGCGCAGCUGCUGCUCAGCCAGAAGCAGAGGCACAGAGAGCGUCCCGAGAGCAGCGCACAGAAAGCUGGCAGCAAGCUGACGGUGGAGGAGCUGAAGGUGUUUGUGGAGCAGCUGUACCGCCUGCCCUGCGUCAUCAGCCAGGCCCGACACGUCAGGGAGCUGCUGGAGAGCGUGCAGGACUUCCACGAGCGGGCGCAGGCGGCGCUGGCCGACGAGACUCCGGACUCCGGGAAGCUGCAGGCGCUGCUGGAGCUGGGCUCAGGGCUGGAGCUGGAGCUGCCGGAGCUGCCGAGGCUCAAGCAGGAGCUGCAGCAGGCGCGCUGGCUGGACGAGGUGCGGCUGACGCUGAUGGAGCCGCAGCGCCUCACGCUGGAGCUGAUGAAGCGGCUGAUCGACUCGGGCGUGGGCCUGCCGCCCCAUCACGCCGUAGAGAAGGCCAUGGCCGAGCUGCAGGAGCUGCUGACGCUGUCCGAGCACUGGGAGGAGCGGGCGCGCGCCUGCCUGCAGGCCAGGCCUCGCCACAGUCUGCUGACGCUGGAAAGCAUCGUGAUGGAGGCCAAGAAUAUCCCAGCGUACCUGCCCAAUGUUCUGGCCCUCAGAGACGCCCUGCACAAAGCCAGAGAGUGGACGGCCAAAGUGGCGGCCAUUCAGAACGGCAAUAACUACGCCUACCUGGAGCAGCUGGAGGGUCUGUUAAUGAGAGGACGCUCCAUCCCGGUCAGAUUAGAGGCUCUGCCGCAGGUGGAGUCACAGGUGGCUUCUGCUAGAGCCUGGAGAGAGAGAACCGCCCGCACCUUCCUGAAGAAGAACUCCACCUACACCCUGCUGCAGGUGCUCAGUCCGCGUGUGGACAUCGGCGUGUACGGCAGCAGCAAGAGCAAGCGCAAGCGUGUCAAAGAGCUGCUGGAGAAGGAGUGCGGCCUGGAGCUGGACACUCUGAGCGACCUGGAGGACAGUGUGGAGGACACGCGUGACCCCGCCGCCGUCGUGGCCGCCUUCAAAGCUCGAGAGCGGCAGGAGCUGGAGGCCAUCCACUCGCUCCGCGCCGCUAACCUGGCCAAGAUGGCCCUGGUGGAGCGCAUCGAGGAGGUGAAGUUCUGUCUAUGCCGUAAGACAGCCAGCGGCUUCAUGCUGCAGUGCGAGCUGUGCAGGGACUGGUUCCACGGAGUCUGCGUGCCGCUGCCCAAAGCCGGCUCGCAGAAGAAGCUGGUGUCCGGCAGCAAAGAGAGCAAGUUCCUGUGUCCGCUGUGUCAGCGCUCGCGGCGGCCGCGGCUGGAGACCAUCCUGUCCCUGCUGGUGUCGCUGCAGAAGCUGCCAGUGCGGCUGCCCGAGGGAGAGGCGCUGCAGUGUCUGACCGAGAGAGCCAUGGGCUGGCAGGACCGCGCUCGACAGGCCCUGGCCACCGACGAGCUCUCCUCCGCCCUGGCCAAGCUCUCCGUGCUCAGCCAGCGCAUGGUGGAGCUUGCCGCGCGAGAGAAGACCGAGAAGAUCAUCAACGCUGAGCUGCAGAAGGCGGCCGCCAACCCCGACCUGCAGGGCCACAUCCAGACCUUUCAGCAGGCCGGUUUCAGCAGGGCCACGUCACCACGGCCCUCUGUGGACUAUGACGACGAAGAGACGGACUCCGACGAGGACAUCAGAGAGACUUAUGGAUAUGACGUAAAGGACUCAGGAGAGGUGAAGCCGUACUUGUUCUGUGACGAGGAGAUUCCUGUGAAGUCGGAGGAGGUGGUCAGUCACAUGUGGCCCACGACACCAUCUUUCUGCACGGAGCACGCGUACUCCUCUGCCUCGAAGUCCUGUCCUCAGAAUCAGGCGGCACCGCGCAAGCAGCCCAGGAAGACGCCGCUGGUGCCGCGCAGCCUGGAGCCUCCGGUGCUGGAGCUCUCACCGGCGGCCAAGGCCCAGCUGGAGGAGCUGAUGAUGGAGGGAGACCUGCUGGAGGUGUCUCUGGACGAGACGCAGCACAUCUGGAGGAUCCUGCAGGCCACACACCCGCCCUCAGAAGACAAGUUCCUGCAGGUCAUGGAGCCUGAGGACGCUUCGCUGGACAAACACGUCAAGCUGAAGCUGAAGGACGUGGAGAGGAAGAGGAAGAGGAAGCUGGAGCGAGCCGAGCAGCAGCUGCUUCUGGCCACCGGCGGUGUGCAGGGACGGUCCAAGUCCAAAGACAUCAAACGGGUUCUGGAGCUCAAGCCCAAGAAGAAGAAGCUGAAGCUGAACCCGGACAAGUCCCGCGAGCUGAAGCAGCUGGCCAAGCGUCUCGCUAAAGAGGAGAAGGAGCGCAAGAGGAAGGAGAAGGCGGUGGCCAAGGCCGAGUUUCCCAAGGAGGGCCUGGAGAAGAAGAGCCGGAAGAUUCUGGACAUUCCCUCCAAGUACGACUGGUCCGGAGCGGAGGACUCCAACGACGAGAACGCUGUCUGCGCCGCCAAGAACUGCCAGCGGCCGUGCAAGGAUAAGGUGGACUGGGUCCAGUGUGACGGCGGCUGUGACGAGUGGUUUCAUCAGGUGUGUGUGGGUGUGACGUGUGAGAUGGCUGAGAAUGAAGACUACAUCUGCUCGGCCUGCUCGCAUAAAGCUGCCGCGGCUGUUACAGUGAGAGCAGAGACUGUGGUGAUGUCUGUCCCAGCGCUGCCCCUGACCGACCCUCGGGAGAGCAGUUAACCUCACAAACACACAACCAGCUGUGGCAUCACCUCCUGUGUCCCAUACAUUUAGCUCAUUAUUAUUAUUGUAGUCCUGGAGGAGCCGCCUGGUGAUGCGUCAGGACUGGAUAAACAUGGUCCGGGGAAACCUCUGCUGUUCAGAACCUAAACUAGCUGGAUCUGCUGCGUCACCAUGAGAUCCUGCAGCAGUGAACGUCCUGCUCGGACCGAGUCUGCUCUCAGCAUACGGAGGACGGGGCAUAUAAUGGUUGUAUUUAGUGAAUCUAUUUAUUAUGUAUGUGGAUUUUAAGCAGUUCAUGAUGGGGGAGGUCUUUUUCUCAGCUUUUGUCAAAUAAAAAACGAUGAUUGAUGAUGA
This is a messenger RNA of Sinocyclocheilus anshuiensis, 5523 nucleotides long. RefSeq names its product lysine-specific demethylase 5A-like. Gene Ontology annotation, cellular component: nucleus; chromatin. The transcript is spliced from 26 exons. Bases 352 to 5166 code for a protein of 1604 amino acids. The record is from RefSeq and is a predicted model, not a curated record. NCBI's taxonomy places the organism in Eukaryota, Metazoa, Chordata, Actinopteri, Cypriniformes, Cyprinidae. Gene Ontology annotation, molecular function: DNA binding; histone H3K4me/H3K4me2/H3K4me3 demethylase activity. Gene Ontology annotation, biological process: regulation of DNA-templated transcription; chromatin remodeling.